UUCCACGGGGGCUCAAGUGUUCCUUCCCAGGGCUGGAACGAGAUCCCCGGGAUUGUUAGGAUUGGAGUGUUGAGAGGGAUGAGGCACCAGCAGGAAUUAAAGGCUCUGAGGCAUCAGGAAUGUGAUGAAGAGGCUGAAUCUCAUCCAUGUCCAUGUUUUUCCUGGAAAGCCGUGCCGCCAGAUGCAGCCCUUUACAAGGCCAAGUGCACGCUUCCAUCAGGGAUGCGGGAUGGAGGAAGGUCACGGGUGGGAUGGAGGAAUGCCAUUGGAGCCGGGAUGGAGACGUGAGUUGCUGCUCUUCGCUUUCCAGGUCUGUUCUUCCAGCUCUUUUUUUUUUUUUUGGGAUAUGAUUUAGGCCGGUUUGGAGGGAGCGUCCCGUUCCCUGGUGUGUGGGAGCAUGGGGAGGGCACGGAAUCCUGGAAUGGUUUGGGAUGGAAGGAACCUUAAGGAUCAUCCAAUUCCACCCCCCUGCCACGGGCAGGGACACCUCCAACUAGCUCAGGUUGUUCCAAGCCGGCUCCAGGGCUGGAAGCCUCUCCCGAGCUCUGGAAGUGCAGCGCUUCCAAACGCGGCCUCUCGGCUCCCUCUAGAGCCAGAGAGAAGGAAAAAACUUCCAAAAGUUGCUCCACCUGCUCCUGAAAUCGUCAGCUGCAGGGUCCCGUCCUUUCCCAGGCAGAGAGAGAGGUGUGGCGGUGAUGCCAGAAUCCUGGACCUAAAAAUUCCCAUUCCACCAAGAAAUUCCUACCUUGCACACAUCAGCCAUUCAGGAAACCUGGUGAGUCCUCCAGGUUGGUGUGGGGUAUCCCAACACUCCUGGAGAAAAGGACAUGGCUGUUUUUCCGGGAGGAGGGAGGGCUGGAGGCAGGAAGGGGCUUUUGAAUCCCUUGGGAUCUCCUUGCCGUGUGUGGUGGCUCCAUUCCCAGCCUGAGCUCCCAUUUCCCAUCAUAAAUAACAGCAUCUCCUUUCCCUCUGGCUCCCAACAGAGAUGGCCGGGGAUCCCUGAAUGCGUGUCCUUGCUGGGGACAAAUCCACAGGGAUGCAGGAGGGAGAAUUCCCAAAAAUGGCAAUCAAGGAUCUUCCUUUAUAAUGGAUUUUGGGAGCCUGCAUUGGCAAAGCCUCCUCGUUGAGCAAGAGGGGCCUGACGAGAAUUCCAUGAGCGAGCUUCCUGCAGGGAGCAAAGGGCAGUGGGAGCGCGUCCCUGCCUGGCCGGCACCUCCCGGGGAUUUCGGACAGCAAAGGGACCGUGGCGAGGAGGAAGAGGAGGAGGAAGGCACCCGGGAAUUCCCUCAGCUCCCUGUGCUGGAUCCCAGGCCAUGGCGGCCACCACGGUGACCGACGCCGGCAGCGUGAGGAUCAUCACAGAGGUGAUCCCGGCCACGGAUCCCCGGGCGGCCCAGCUGGCCUCAGGCUCCCAGGCACCUGCCAGGACGUCAUUCCAAACACAAGGCUUCCGGAGGGCGCAUCCCAAGGUGUUGGGGACCAUCCACAUCUUCGCCGGAAUCGUCCACAUCCUCUUCGGGAUCAUCCUGACAUCAUCAGAGCACAGGAACCCUUCCCUCCCUGUGGCCAGCGGGAUCCUCUUCUGGCUGGGGGUCCUGUAGCUCCUGCUCUCGGGCUCAUUGCUGGUGGAAAGUGAAAGAAGAGACAGCCCUGUGCUGGUCAAGGCCUGCUGCGUGGUCAGCGUGGCCGUGGUGCUGGGCACGCUGGUGGCCGCGGGCAUCCACGGCACGGCCAUCACCCGGACCAUGCCCGGCUGCGAGAAGCCCCGGCCCUUCCAGGUGCGCCCGGAAUGGUGUCUCCACAUGGAGGGCAAGAUCCUGAGCAACGCGCUGGAUUCCACCUUGGCGCUGCUCGCCCUGCUGGAAUUCUGCGUGGCCGUGGCGGUGCUGGCGUUCGGGCUCGGCACAGCGCGGCCCCACACGUACACCCGGCUGCUGAGGGCAGGCGGCCACCCGCGGGAAUCCCCGGAAUCCUGAGCCACCCUUCCUUCCUCCCAAGGGCCGCCCCAAUCCGGGCGUUCCUGACGCCUCCCGGAGGUUUUCCCUGGAUUGUUUGGCUUUCCCAGGCGCUGUAGCCGCGGCACGUGGUGCUGGAGCCCCCUGGGAUGCCCUCAGCGUGUUGGGUCCCCAAUAAAGGCGUCUCCCCCAGCCCAGCCCGCGCGUGUCUCCGGGGGUUACUCGGGAUGCGGGGGGGUUCGGCCCGGGUGUGUUUAGGGGAGUUCGGGGGGUCCCGGUACCGGCGGCCGCGG
Molecule: messenger RNA, 2248 nt
Organism: Prinia subflava (tawny-flanked prinia)
Lineage: Eukaryota; Metazoa; Chordata; Aves; Passeriformes; Cisticolidae
Product: membrane-spanning 4-domains subfamily A member 15-like
Exons: 6
Cellular component (GO): membrane
Source: RefSeq, a predicted model, not a curated record